Messenger RNA from Fusarium falciforme, 2541 nucleotides. RefSeq names its product Protein kinase domain-containing protein. The record is from RefSeq and is a predicted model, not a curated record. Gene Ontology annotation, cellular component: autophagosome; cytoplasm. Bases 1 to 2541 code for a protein of 846 amino acids. Gene Ontology annotation, molecular function: protein serine/threonine kinase activity; ATP binding. NCBI's taxonomy places the organism in Eukaryota, Fungi, Ascomycota, Sordariomycetes, Hypocreales, Nectriaceae. The transcript is spliced from 8 exons. Gene Ontology annotation, biological process: autophagy; peptidyl-serine phosphorylation; protein autophosphorylation.
AUGUUCUUCUCCAGAAAGAAGAUUCAAACGUACUUUGGAAAGCCUGCCGUCAUCAACAACCUUCUGAGCUGCCAAUGCCACCCCUGCAAACAAGCCCGAGAAACGACGUCAAAGCUUGAUGAAAGGGAACGACUUAGGAUCAUCGAGAGCUCCAAAGAUGGCCGAAUUCUCUUUGCUCUUAUGGUUUAUCUUAGAAAGCUACACUUUGUUUACGCCUGGUUUGACUCGAGCGAAAGAGAAAGGGAUCUCGACCACGCGAUAUCUCAUCUCCAUCGCCAUGGUACUUUUAACUCACUCAUGAAGAACGAUAUGGAGAAACGACUCUUCAAAGAGGCCUGUGACCAGGCUUUGGAGAUGCUCAACCCAGUCCGACUUUCCUUCUCCGUUUCCGAACCGCCCAAGAAAUAUGCUCACUCUCAGAGGUUUCCAUUCCGCGCCGUGAAACCAAUCCAGGGGGGAAACUUUGGGACUAUCUCAAAGUUUGAGAUUUUUGAAGAGUACUGUGACCCCCCAGUAGAGGCACGCAUGAAAGAGUAUGGCAGAUCCGUAAUUGGCCAUGGCAAUGAGAGAACGCUUCUAUUCGCCAUGAAGUCUGUCAAGAUCCCAGACAGAGAUCAUCUCGUCCUCGCCGAACAGGAGGUGCUACGUAUGGUGUCGAACAUCGAAAGCUCCGCUGCCGAGAACAUCAUCACCUUGCUCACCUGCUAUACCUGGCACAAUGAGAUGCACUUUGUGUUUCCUUACAUUGAGACUGAUCUUUUCAAGCUACUCAGGCAGGAACCGAUCAAUGAUGUGUCUCCAUGGCUUAAUGAUCAGGCUCUGCCUGAGAAUGAGCUUUGGAAGGAAAUGGUUGGCGUCGCCUCCGCCCUGAGCGUCAUCCAUACGGGCUUGAUAAAUCCGUUCGAAGGAGUACACGGUAGAGUCUUUGCAUGCCACUUCGACUUGAAGCCCGCCAACAUUCUCGUCACCGCGGAUGGGAAGCUCAAGAUUGGGGACUUUGGACAUUCUAACAUCCAGAUUGUUGCCCCGCAAGGCAAGCCUAAAGUCAUGUAUAGAGGAGGCGACCCGAAGUAUGCUGCUCCGGAAUCACGGCUGCCGUUGGAGCAGACUGAGACGUGGUUUCAGCCGCAUGGGGACGAGACUGCCCCAGCUCUCAAGUAUGAUGUUUGGUCACUGGCCUGCAUCAUGACCGAGGUGCUGAUUUAUCUUCUGAACCGCCAAACCCCCGGGGAAGUCCCCACAGAGAACCCCUUGGUCAGAUUUGACAGGAGCCUUGACCAGCGCACCCAAAGUGAAUUCAAUGGCAGAUUCUUCGACCAGAGAGGUGUCAAAGAGUGUGUCACGACAACCAUCGAGGCAUUUAGAGACAGGUUCUCUCCUGAAUCUCCUGCCAGCCGGUACAUGUCAACAAUCAUCGACCUUCUCUCCGGCAUGUUUCAGUACCAUAAUCACGAGAGGAUCUCUUCUCAGGAUGUUGUGGACAAGCUAUAUGAAGCUGAAACCACAUAUCAAGAUAGUCGGGACACGGAUAAUCUCGCCUUUGAGAUAAGGCAACAUAGCGCCCCAGCCGAUGAUGACUUUAAGGAGAUUGGGUGGGUGCCGGCCCUGCCAGGGAACCGUAGCGAGGAGCCCGUUUCUUUUGAUAAGAUGAACGGCAUCACAGUUGAAGUAGUUUGUCAACACAAGCAGAAACGGUACUGCCGGGACGAGCCUUGCCGCAUCAGACUGUUUCGCAAACGACUGAGGGGGGAAUCAAUGCCUACGUUUAUCAUGUACUGGGCCGUGAAAGAAAAGGGGGCCCCGGAAGUAAAGAAGAAAACAAUCAGCUUUCCAGAGUGGGCAUUCAAGCCCACCUACCUAUUUCAGGAACAGUCUGGAGAUGAGCAACAGUUCGAAUGCAUCUUGUUUCCUGUGAAGGAAAAGAUCAGAGACCGUGCAUUUAUAUUCCUAUUUCAAAGCAUCACUGACGUACGUGCCUUUCAAGGAGCACUAUUGCAGAAGAGAGUAUCAAGUUUCGAGUUCUCUGGAGCAAAGGUCGAAGUCAAAGCGUGUCGUUCAAAGGUUUCUGAGCCGUUCAACUCAGCCUCUGUGCAGUUCUGGACGGGCGAAAAUCCCAUACUUCUACCCGAUAACAGAGACAGAAGAGCAAGCGGAUCUAUUCAUAGUCUUCCAAGGACUCCAGAGCCCUCGAGGGAAACCAUGGUCAUCCUCUCGCCUGGAAAGGCGCUCCUGCAACUUGAUUUGAGCGACAGAUCGAGGAAAUUUGAUGUUGAUGAGAACGAAAAUGUAAUCAUCUUGCCCAGAGAUCGUAGGCACUUUGUGGCCGUCAAGUCAGAGCCCUGCCACCCCUGGCAGCCUGGACAGCAAAAUGCUACGUGGCGGAUGUUUACCACACCAGCAAUACGAAUGGAUGAAGAAAACAAGGUGAAGAUUGAAAAGAUUUCAGUGAUCAUGAGGCCCGAAGAAGCUCAAGAUCAACUCAACAAGCUUUGGAGCGCAACAAGCUCAACGCCGGGGAACUGGGAUGAUCUAGAAGAGUGA